AUGCCACCCAAGAAGGACACUACCGGCGAAGACGCCAACGUGCUUCUCCCAGGCUUCACUGACAAGGAGACUAAGCUUAUUGCCGCCGCGUUCCUGAGCUCCAUCGGUCCGGACAAGUUCGACUACGAGACCAUGGCCGCACUGACCAAGAACACAGCUGGCUCGCUCAAGAAGAUGUGGCCUCCCGUCAAAAGAAAGGCAAUGGAGAGCCACCCGCCCUUUGCCAAGUUCCUCGGCCAGUCUAACGGCGACGCUACUGCAUCCACCUCUGAAGCCCCAAAGCUUCCCGCAGCUCCAAAGUCUAGGAAGCGCAAACCUGCACAUGAGGCGUCUGAGGAUCCCGCCAAGCCCGAACCCGACAGCUCGGAGCCCGAUAAGAAACCAACCAAGAAGAAAGCUGCUACUACUGCUGCUGCUGCUGCGACGACGAAAAAGGGUCGCGGUCGGCCGAAGAAGCAGCCCAAGAUUGAGUCUACGGACGAAGAGAACUCCGCUGACGGUGGCGAUGGCCGUGGUGAGUUUACGUCAAAGAGAGCUGUACAGCGUUGGCUGCAGAGUACUGACUACGAGUAA
Messenger RNA from Bipolaris victoriae FI3, 573 nucleotides. RefSeq lists its product as hypothetical. The transcript is spliced from 3 exons. Bases 1 to 573 code for a protein of 190 amino acids. The record is from RefSeq and is a predicted model, not a curated record. Gene Ontology annotation, biological process: regulation of DNA-templated transcription. Lineage: Eukaryota; Fungi; Ascomycota; Dothideomycetes; Pleosporales; Pleosporaceae.